Molecule: messenger RNA, 3987 nt
Organism: Trichogramma pretiosum
Lineage: Eukaryota; Metazoa; Arthropoda; Insecta; Hymenoptera; Trichogrammatidae
Gene: superdeath
Product: aminopeptidase N
Exons: 12
Coding region: 170-3133 (987 amino acids)
Biological process (GO): peptide catabolic process; proteolysis
Cellular component (GO): cytoplasm
Molecular function (GO): zinc ion binding; peptide binding; metalloaminopeptidase activity
Source: RefSeq, a predicted model, not a curated record
GCAACAUCGAACGCAGCUUCCCUUAUCCGACACACCAAAAUAUUUAAAUAACACGGCAUACAACGAAGAUCUUCGCAGAAUCUCCGAAGAACCGCAUGGAUGGUCACUUGGUUCAUGUAAUUGCAGAAUCGGCAAGGAGCAUCUCCGAUAACGGCUCGACUUGGUCGGCAUGACGAAAUCUCUGGGCACGAUGGGCAUGCAGGACGAGCACGCGACCACGUUCGGUCGUAAGCGCACUUGCGCCGUAACGCGAUGCGGUGGCCUGGCGCUGGCCGUGUCCUUUCUGGCCGCGGUACUGGCCACGGGACUGCUGGUCUAUCACUUUUCGCCGUGCGGACGAGGAUUCGCCGCCUCCUCGGGCCGCCCCAUCGGCGAUGACGGAGACGACGGGGGUCGAAGCGGUCGCAGUUUCGGCGGUUCCUCGUCGAGCAAGAAAAAGCUCGACGUCAGGUUGCCGAGAUCGAUCCUGCCGCAGAGCUACGAAUUGAAACUCAUUCCCUACAUCUGGCCGGGAAAUUUCACUUUCGACGGAGAGGUGAAAAUCGUGGUAAACGUGACCGAGGACACGUACAAGGUGACGCUGCACGCGGUCGACAUGAGAAUCGACGAGUCUUUCACGAGCAUCAAAGAGUAUCCGCUCGUCGAAGGUGACACCAACAAACAAAUCAAAGUCAGCCGACAGCUCAACGAUUCCGCGAGGCAAUUUCACGUGAUCGAAGCUCGACAGCAGCUCAAAGCUGGAAAGCAAUACUUGCUGCAUCUCAAGUACGUCGGCAAUCUCAACGACUAUCUGCAGGGCUUCUACAGGAGCUCCUACGUCGAGAAUAAUCAGACAAGAUGGAUCGCGACGACGCAAUUCCAGCCGACCGAUGCACGUCGAGCUUUUCCCUGCUUCGACGAACCGGCCCUCAAGGCUACCUUCCAAAUCAGUAUCGCCCGACCUAAAAAUAUGACUGCCAUUUCGAAUAUGCCAAAAGAAAAACAGACUGAUCAAGUGGAUGGUCUGCCAGAGUACGUGUGGGAUCACUUCGAGCGAUCGGUACCAAUGUCAACGUACCUCGUGGCUUUCAUAGUUUCGGAUUUCCAAGUAUCGAAGUCGCAGUCCCCUGGUGGCACAAAUGUCAGCGUCUGGGCGCGCAAAGAAGCCAUUCAACAGGCGGAUUACAGCCUGAAAAUCGGACCGCAGAUCCUCAACUACUUCGAAGACUACUUCAAAAUUAAAUUCCCGCUGCCGAAAAUCGACAUGGUUGCGUUGCCGGACUUUGCUGCAGGUGCUAUGGAAAAUUGGGGAUUGAUCACUUACAGAGAAACUGCGAUGCUUUAUCAGAACGGCGUGUCAACCAGAGCCAAUCGUCAGCGCCUGGCGAACGUCGUUUCGCAUGAGCUUGCGCACCAGUGGUUUGGCAAUUUAGUCACGCCCACCUGGUGGACUGAUUUAUGGCUCAACGAAGGCUUCGCUAGCUACGCCGAGAACAUCGGCGUCAACGCGGUCGAGCCAAGUUGGAAAGUCAUCGAGCAGUUCGUAGUGCACGAGCUGCAGAACGUCUUCGGUCUCGACGCCCUCGAGUCGUCGCAUCCAAUAUCGAUCGAGGUCGGCCAUCCGGACGAAAUCAAUGAGAUAUUCGACAGGAUCUCGUACGCCAAAGGUGCCUCGAUAAUUCGCAUGAUGGAUCACUUCCUCACUACGGAGGUGUUCAAGCGUGGAUUGACCAACUACCUCAACGGAAAAGCUUACCAAAGCGCCGAGCAGGACGACUUGUGGAACGCGUUGACGAAACAAGCUCACGAGGACAAGGUGCUAGGUCAAGAUGUGACUAUCAAGCAAAUCAUGGAUACUUGGACCUUGCAGACCGGAUUCCCCGUCGUCACGGUCACGCGCGACUAUGCCAACGAUGCAGCGGCCAUUACUCAGGAACGUUUUAUGCUUCGUAAUUUCACGAGAGGAGAAUCAGAGCCUGUCUGGUGGAUUCCGCUGACUUAUACAACGGCUAAAAAGAUGAAUUUCAACGACACCAAGCCCGCUACUUGGAUGAAGGCCGAAAAGGCCAUCAGCUUGAAGAAAAUCGGGGCCGCGGCCAACGACUGGAUCCUCUUUAAUAUUCUCGAAACCGGCUACUACCGGGUGAAUUACGAUCAUAACAAUUGGCAGAUGCUGAUCAAGCAACUCAAAGGUCCAGAUUACGAGGCUAUUUCAACGACGAAUCGUGCACAACUCAUUGAUGACGCACUGAAUUUAGCCAGAGCCGGACGACUCGACUACGCCACAGCUCUCGACAUCACGUCUUACUUAUCGAAGGAGACCGAGUAUCUGCCUUGGAAGUCGGCCCUCGUGGCUCUCAACUUCCUCGACUCGAUGCUCAUCAAGUAUCAAGGCUACGACAUGUUUAGACUAUUUGCUCUGAAACUCCUCGACAACGUGUACAAUAAAGUCGGCUUCAAGGACAACGCCGACGAUCCACAGCUGACGGUCUUCACUCGCAUCGACGUGCUCAACUGGGCGUGCUAUCUCGGCCACGAGGACUGCAUACGCAACGCCGUGUCGCAGUUCGCCGCCUGGCGCGAGACGAGCGAUCCCAAUCGAGAGAAUCCCAUCUCGCCGAACCUGAAGAGCGUCGUCUACUGCACGGCGGUGCGCAUGGGAGGAGAGUCCGAGUGGAACUUCAUCUGGAAGCGAUUCAAGGAGAGCAACGUUGGCACCGAGAAGGACAUACUGCUCAACGCGCUCGGCUGCACGAGAGAGACUUGGCUGCUCAGCAGAUACCUCGACUGGGCAAUGUCCAACAGUACGGGCAUCAGGAAGCAAGACGUCACCAGAGUUUUCACCUCAGUUUCUAAUAAUAUCAUCGGUCAGCCGCUAGCUUUUAACUAUUUUAGGAAUAAGUGGGAUCAACUCAAGUAUUACUUCGGAAAUUCUUUACUGACGCUCAAUAACAUUGUCAAAUCUUCAACUAAGCGCAUCAGUACAAAAUAUGAAUUGAAAGAUUUGCUUGACUUUGCCAAUGAGCACAAAGAAGAUUUAAGAAGCGCCACACGAGCUGUCGAACAGGCCAUCGAAAACGGUGAAGUUAAUAUUCGUUGGCUCGAGAGAAAUCAUGCAAAUAUUCAAGAGUGGUUGAAAAAUAACGCGCACUAAAUGAAAUAAGUUCAAUGUAAUGUUGCCAAAUUAAAACUUCAUCACUGCUAAAAAAUUUGUCAUUGAAUCUUCGAUUGGUAACAGCAGAAAUUCACGAUAUCAACUACAUUCGAGUACUAACGUAAUCGUAAGUUUUUAGAUCUAAUCGAGGAUUUGUGAUGAGAACAUUGUUUUAAAUGUUGUCCUUUACGGCGUGAGUGAGAAUGUUUUUUGGAGAAUAAAAAAAAUUGAAAAUUCAAUGUUUGAAUAUUUUGCAUAAAACAAACGUCGAAUGAAACUUUUGAUGUGAUUUUUAUAGAAGGAUAAAUGUUAUUAUUAUUUUAACUUGUUGUACAUGAAAUAUUAUAAAUAUUUGAAAACUGCAUCUACAAUUUCCAACAAUCAACUAUUAUUGUUGACAUUGGUUUUUUUUACUUACUUCCUACAUUUUUUAAUUCAUUUGUAAUAUUAUAAGUGCCUUUUUCUAAAAACAAAAAUUGCGUACUGUAAACUGAAGUCGAAAUCAAACGAGUAUUAUUUUAUAAAUUAUUAAAGUGUCAUUGGUGGAAACAUUAUUGUUCGUCCAUACUAUUCGAUUUCGUAUUUUUACCAAUAUUAAACGUGCUAAUAAUCCGUAUGAUUGUUUUGGUGCUUUAUAUGUAUUAUAUUUACAAAUGAUAAGAAGUAUUAUAUAAUGGAUUUAUAAUAUGCCCUAAAUAUGAGUCUUCGUACUUAGGCAGUAAUACAAAAUUUUCCGUAUUCGCUGAUGUUAGCUGAUCAUAAAAAAAUAAUUAAAAAACUUUAUGGAGAGUAAAAUAAUAAUUGUUUUCGUGAUUUAACGCCAAUAAAAAUGUGAUCAAUACAUUUGAAGCUUA